Molecule: messenger RNA, 1916 nt
Organism: Lingula anatina
Lineage: Eukaryota; Metazoa; Brachiopoda; Lingulata; Lingulida; Lingulidae
Source: RefSeq, a predicted model, not a curated record
CACACUGUCUGUGUUUGACAAGUCCAAUUGAUAAAUUAAGGGCCAAUCAAUUGAUAAAAGAGCUUUUCUAAGCCUCACCCAGGUCAUAAUCUUGACUGUCCCAAAAUGCUGCACAUCAUGUAUUUUCAUGUAUUCACUGCCCUUAUUGUUGCUACUGUCUCUGCAUCAACUUUACAACAUCAUGCUGAUGUCAAUCAUGAUGUGUUGAUGAAAUUGGUUGAAAGAGUGGACAGACAAGAACUAGAGAUGAAGAAACUAGUUGGAAAACUUAACAGACAAGAACAAAAGAUGAAAAAACUUGAGGCUGAGGUUGCAGUAGUCCGGCUGGAGAAUAAACAACUUAAGUCAGAUAUUCAGACUAUUGGGUUGAAGCUCAAUGGACAGACCAUCAGUACGAUCACAGUUGCUGAGCAAAAUGGAACAAAGUUUCACUAUGGAAACCAUUCCAUAACCAAGAGACAAGUGCAGCAAGGAAACUUGGUAACUUCAGGGUGUCUACAAGGACCCCAGGGACCCCCAGGGAAAGACGGCAGGGAUGGCAAGGAUGGAAAAGAUGGGAAAGAUGGAAUUCAGAACCCAGGCCUAACAGUAGACAGUCUCAAGCAAAUCAUUGCACUGCUUGGAUAUCAGUCAUCUUCACAAGUUGUCAACUCCUCAAGGAGCAGUGUUCAGGGACCACAGGGAUUACCUGGGAGAGAUGGUAGAGACGGAAUACAGGGACCACCUGGACCUAAAGGGGACCCAGGAUCUCUAACAUUGGAUACCCUCAAACAAAUGCUGGGACAAAUUGGAGCUCAGAUAGGAGUGCCACCUACAGGCCUACCAGCCAAUACCAGCCAUGGUGGGACAGUGUAUACACGUUGGGGCAGAACAACUUGCUCAACAUAUUCACAGCUUUUGUACAAAGGGAUAUCUGCUGGAACCUACUACAGCAAAACUGGAGGAGGCAGUAAUUACCUGUGUUUGCCACAGACACCAGAGUGGGGGAAAUACCAAGAUGGAGGGCAAGAUUUAGGUUCUUACAUACAUGGUGUGCAAUAUGAAUAUGUUAAAAGUAACAUAUUUUCAAAGUCCAAUACAGGAGGUCAUAAUCUUCCUGACCAAGAUGCCCCCUGUGCUGUAUGCUACACCCAAACACGCCCCAGUCAUGUGAUGAUACCAGCCAAGAAGACAUGUCCAGCUGGGUGGACAACAGAGUACAAUGGAUACCUGGUAUCAAAUCGUGAUGACUAUGCGAGAACUGAAUUUGUCUGUCUUGAUGAAGCUCCAGAAGUGGUAGCUGGAGGCCAUGAGGACAAAAUUGCUGCCUCGUUUUACACUGCUGAGGCUAAAUGUGGCACCCUCCCCUGUCCACCAUAUGUGGAUGGAAGAGAACUAGCAUGUGUUGUCUGUACUAAAUAGUGAAGAACAUAAAAUAUGGGUCAUACAUGUAAUAUUGGCACUAAAUACAAUGACCAUAAGGAGACAUACCUGCGUUGUCUGUACUGAACAGUGUCAAAUGUGUUGAAAAAAUUACCUGUGACUAGGAGAAGAAUGACCUUAGGAAUAGUCUUUGUUGAAUUUAAAUAUGUUAUUUCCUAGAAUAUAGCUACCAGUACAGCUAUUCAUCAAAAGAUAUACAUACAUUCAAUUUAUAUUUGGUCACAGGCAAUUUCCAGUCGAUUUCCAUCAGCAAAUUAGUAAAUUAAGAAAAAAUGUUUAAAUGGCCUACAUGUAGUCUAGGUUUUUGAUUUAUUCAUGAAAAUUGAAUUGAAGAUUUCAAAUAUAAUUAUAUGCUUUUGAUCUAUUGUUUUGUGUCUGUGGAGUAAAUAAAUAACUAUGAAGAGCAGAAAUUCAGUUUUUUCCCUUUUUUCCUGUAAUCAAAUUAGUGGCAAACAUGCCUUGUGUUGUAAAAUUAUAUGAAAGAAUGCUAAGUA